Hemiscyllium ocellatum (epaulette shark) is the source of this 6308-nucleotide messenger RNA. RefSeq names its product probable E3 ubiquitin-protein ligase HERC3. NCBI's taxonomy places the organism in Eukaryota, Metazoa, Chordata, Chondrichthyes, Orectolobiformes, Hemiscylliidae. The record is from RefSeq and is a predicted model, not a curated record. The transcript has 25 exons. Bases 338 to 3493 code for a protein of 1051 amino acids. Gene Ontology annotation, cellular component: cytosol. Gene Ontology annotation, molecular function: ubiquitin protein ligase activity. Gene Ontology annotation, biological process: ubiquitin-dependent protein catabolic process; protein ubiquitination.
CUCGGGCUGUCUGUCAGCCUCGGGAGGUCCGGAGACCAACCUGGAAGCGAAAAGCGGCGGCGGAUCGUCUGAGUCCGGUGCGGGCUCUGGGCCCCGGGAGGAGGCGGGUGAGUGAUUGACAGGAGCCGUGCUGUCAGUCAGCCCGGGGUCGGGCUCGGGGGUCGGUGCGGUAACAAAGGCGCUGAGCAGCCCCUCCCCUGCAGCCGGGACCGGAGUCAGGGACAACCUUUACCUUCAGCCUCCACAACACCCCGACCGACUGUUCCCUCUGAGCUGCUGCUGGUCAUUGACAGCGAUCAGGAAGAGUAACCCUCCCUCCAGGAGAAAUAAGGAAACUAUGACCUCGAAAGUGCAGUUGUUGUGUUGGGGUCAAACCAAUUUCGGGCAGCUGGGGCUGGGUGACGUACAAGAGAACUUUGUGGUUCAGCCGAGAACAUCCUCGUUCUUCAGCGGUAAAACCGUGCGCGAGGUCUCCUGUGGGAGAUACCAUACAGCUUUCGUUCUACAAGAUGGAAGUGUCUACACAUGUGGCUCAAACAUCUGGGGGCAGCUAGGCCAUGAGAAAGCAGGUUACAAUCCAGAACAAGUUGCAGCACUAGACGCUCAGACGAUUGUCCACACAUCUUGUGGAGAAGCCCACACUGUUGCCCUCAAUGACCAAGGUCAGGUCUUUUCAUGGGGAGCAGGAAGAGAUGGUCAGCUCGGGAUCGAUUCCACUGAGGAGACUGUCCGGAUACCAAGGUUAGUCCGGACGUUGAGCGGAUGUGUGGUCAUACAGGUCACUUGCGGAAGCUGGCAUUGCAUGGCACUUACUAAAGAUAGUCGUCUCUUUGCUUGGGGCCAGAAUUCUCAUGGCCAGUUGGGUCUGGGGAAGAGUUACCCCUCUCAGUCCAGCCCCCAGUGCAUCAAGUCUCUGACUGGGAUUCCGCUGGCUCAGAUCGCUACAGGAGGGACGCACAGCUUUACUCUGUCGCUGUCGGGAGCAGUGUUUGGUUGGGGGAGGAAUAACUGUGGUCAGCUCGGACUCAGUGAUGAUAAAGAUCGAGAUGUCCCCAAUCAUGUCAAGUUCCUGAGGAGACAAAAAAUUGUUUACAUUAGCUGUGGUGAGGAACACACAGCAGCUCUAACCAAGAAUGGAGGUGUUUUUACUUUUGGAGCUGGUCUAUGUGGGCAACUGGGACACAACUUCAUAAAUAAUGAAAUAAAUCCUCGCAGAAUCCAGGAAUUGAUGGGAAGUGAAGUCUCUCAGAUAAGCUGUGGAAGACAACACACACUUGCCUUUGUCCCUUCUACUGGCCUACUCUAUGCAUUUGGACGUGGCAACAGAGGCCAGUUAGGAUCGGGACACACAGUUAACUCUCAGGUUCCAUACAAAGUAGCUGGAAACUGGGUAACUCACACGCACAAGCCACAUCCUAACGAUCAGUCCAUGUAUCGUGUGCUGAAACAUGUUUGCUGUGGAGGAGAUCAGAGUUUCGCCCUUUUCUUUCACCAUGAGAAUUCACAAGUCCCUGAUGAUUUCCGCUGUUUGGAUCAUUUGAAGCGUGUCAGGAUAAUCAAUAACAACGUGAAUACGUGGAUGCUAAGCCUUUCAGGGAAGGACGUACUUAACGAAUUAAAUGCAAUAUUUUCAUCACCUGCGAGUUUGAACGGCAGUUUCCUUGAUCAUCGUAAUGAUGAGCACUUUAAAACUAGUGCUCGAAAUCCUGGAAUUGACUUGAAGGCUGCCAUGUUGUUUUUUGAGAAGAUGGUGAAUUCUCCGUAUGCCAAAUUACUACAUCAGGUUACUGUGACUUUAGAGAAUCAUUUGAUUUCCCAGUUACCGACUUCUCCGCCUGAUGUCGAGGCCAUGAGAGCCUUUCUGAUUUUACCGGUGCUUCCCCUCUUCCGAGAGUCUAAGAAUUAUUUGACCUUUGCCCUGCCAUUCGCUGCGGCCAUUCUCCACUUGGAUGCCAACCCGAGCAAAGUGUUGGACAACUGGUGGUGCUGGGUAGAUGCUGGCUAUUUCUGCCAGUUGGUGGAGCUCUAUAAAGAUGCAGUGGUCUACCUUCUAACCCGAAUGAAGACCUCACUGCUGGCUCCUGUGUUUAGCCAUUACAUCAUUGACGCUCUCCGGGUUUUGGAAAAGCUGCACAAGGUUAAUUUGACUGUGAACCAUAUUGACUACGAGGCAUUCUACAUCCACGAACUGAAUAACUUAGUCAAUAUUGAAACAGAUUUUCUGUACUGGGCAUCUCAACAUGCUGGAGUAAAAAUUCAACCAGCUAUCGCAGAAGUCCCCAUUGCUUUCUGCUCCUACCCUUUUGUCUUGAAUGCUCAAGCAAAGACAAAGAUGUUACAGACAGAAGCUGCGUUACAGAUGCAGAUAGCGGUGAACAGGACCAGCCUGGAGAACAUCUUUAUGCUUCUCACCCUGGGCCCUUUCCUGACCAGCAGCCCCUUCCUGGUUUUGCACGUUCAGCGGAGUAAUCUGGUCAGUGAUGCCUUGAGGGAGCUCAGCAUUCAUUCAGAUGUUGACUUGAAAAAACCCUUGAAGGUGGUGUUCCUGGGUGAGGAGGCUGUGGACGAUGGAGGUGUGACAAAGGAGUUCUUCCUGCUGUUGCUAAAGGAGCUGCUGGAUCCUAAAUACGGGAUGUUCACAUACUACGAGCAGUCUAGGCUUUUGUGGUUUUCAGAAAAAACGUUUGUGGAGUUGAACUGGUUCCACCUGAUUGGGAUCCUGUGUGGCCUGGCCAUCUAUAACUUCACCGUGGUGGACUUGCACUUCCCCCUUGUGCUGUACAAAAAGUUGCUGAGCGUGAAACCCACUCUGGAGGACCUGAAAGAACUUUCUCCCACUGAGGGCAGGAGCCUGCAGGAUUUGCUGGAUUACCCCGAUGACAAUGUCGAAGAAACGUUCUGCCUCAAUUUUGCGAUUCUUCGAGAAAACUAUGGACUGUCAGAGCUCCACGAACUGGUCCCUGGAGGUAAGAGCCUGCCUGUGAAGAAAGACAACAGGAAGGAAUUUGUCCAAGCUUAUGUGGACUACAUCUUAAAUAACUCUGUCCAGGAGCUCUUCUCAGCUUUCUCCUGUGGCUUCCUAAAGGUUUGUGGAGGGAAGGUGCUUCAGCUAUUCCAGCCCAGUGAGCUGAUGGCCAUGGUGGUAGGGAACACCAGUUACAACUGGAAGGAGUUAGAAAUGAGUGCGAUAUACAAAGGGGAUUACCAUCCUGCACAUCCUACAAUAAAGAUAUUUUGGGAAGUAUUCCAUGAGUUUCCUUUGGAAAAGAAGAAGUUGUUUCUGUUGUUUUUGACCGGAAGUGACCGCAUUCCUAUUUAUGGGAUGGCAAGCAUUCGGAUGACCAUUCAGCCCACUGCCGGAGGGGAAUGCUACCUGCCCGUGGCUCAUACCUGUUACAACCUACUAGACCUCCCCAGAUACUCCAAUAAAGUGACACUGAGCAUCAAACUCACUCAGGCUAUCAAUCACCACGAAGGCUUCAGCUUGGUAUGAAACAAACCCUUUCGCUCUUGCCCUGGCAAGGGGAUUUAUUGAUUUCUUUUUUUAAUAAGCACUUUAUUAUUAUUAUUAUUAGAGAUUAUUUUACAAAAUACUGUCUCAUUCUUUCUUGUCCUGAAAGAUUAUUUUACACGAUAAUCUGAGAGAUGAUUCUUUCGGCUGUAAUUCCAAACUGCUGGGUACAUUUUUAACUGAGUCACUGCUGUUGCUGCAGCUGCAUUAUUUUUUAAAGCAUUAAGUUUUUAUUGGAAAGGUAACUAGUUUUAAUUGGCGUUACAUUAAAAGGGGGGAAUCGCUUGGCCUAGUUUAUCCGACCCUAGUGGGUCCUUUCAUUUUUCCUGAGUUUCAGUGAUGGUUUCUCCUGGAAACUUCUGAAACAUCCAUUACCAAAGAAUGGCUGAGGAAUUUGGCACUGCUGUAGCGCCUGGUGCUGAGCAGAGAGGGAACAUGUGCUCAUGGCAAACUGAAUUGGAAUGGGGUGAGGUAGGGGGCUUCCACUUGCCAGUCACUGGGUCCAUGCCUUAGACAGAUUGCGAUGGAUGAGUGAGUUGAGAGGCUGCUUCAGGCUACACUCGGCCAUGUGCUGAAAGCAGAUGCGUGCUAGUUCCUUAUUGUGGAAGCUAGAAACCUGAAAUAGAUGCAGAGAAUGCUGGAGAAACUCAGCAAGUUUGUCAGCACCUGCAGAGAGAGGGAGGGGAAAAAAUAGUUCAUGUUUCGGGUCCAGUCUGACAUUUUAUCCCGAACUGAAAGGUGCUGGAAAAUGGCAUGGACCGAGGAGGAGCGUGUGGAACAGAUUGCAAAGGGUAUGCAAAGCAACAAAGGGAAUGUCAAUGGUACUUUGUCACCCUCAGCAGCUGUUCCACUCAUAGCCUCCUCCUUACUCCAUCAGAAACAUCAACAAAAUUCAUGAGGGGCAUGGAUAGGGUAAACAGACAAGGAUUUUCCCCUGGGGUGGGGGAGUCCAGAACUAGAAGGCAUAGGUUUAGGGUGAGAGGGGAAAGAUAUAAAAGGGACUCCAGGGGCAACUUUUUCACACACAGGGUGGUGCAUGUAUGGAAAGAGCUGCCAGAGGAAGUGGUGGAGGCUGUUCCAUUACAGCAUUUAAAAGCCAUUUGGAUGGGUAUAGGAAUGGUUUAGAGGGAUAUGGACCAAGUGUUGGCAAUAGAACUAGAAUAGGGGAGGAUAUCUGGUUGGUAUGGACAAGUUGGACAGGAGCAGCUUUUCUGUGCUGUACAUCUCUGACUCAAAACCACCGAUUUCCAGCAAUUCUGGAACAGUCAUACUGGAUUUGGAAUUUUAAUUCUCACUCUGUCUCCACAGAUGCUGCCAGACCGGCUGAGUUUCUCCAGCACUUCCUGUUUGCAUUUUAUCGUUAGCCAUUAGCAUGCCGAUAUAAGGAGCUUAACAUCUGAGCCCCAUAUCAGACAAGAUUCAGCUGCAUAACCAGGAGCACAGGCUGAUGCUGUGAGAACGCAGGUUCAAAUCCUGUCGAGGCAGAUGGUGGAUUUUAAGUUCAAUCGAUAUUUAGGUUCAGACAGAGCUGAUCCCUGUAAGGGUAAGAAUGAUGUCAUUGAAUGUUGUUCACCAAAGCCUUGUGGGGAAGGAAAUCUGCCCUUCUUUAUCUGCUUAUCAGGCCUGUGUGUAAUGCCAUAGUAAGGAAAUAGAUUCUGAAUUGCCAUCAGUUCACAAGCACCAGGCAGUAUGUUACCAGCGACGCUCUCAUGCCUUGAAUGAAUAAAGGAAAACCAGAUCAGUCCACGACCAUAUAGAAUGGCAGAGUUGGUUUAAAGGACCCUACAUCUGCUCCUAACUCUUAGGACCACGUGUGUAACCCUCCACCCCAGGGCUGUUGCCACCUGCCUCAGAUGCCACCUCUUUCGCUGACUCUGCCCACUCACUGGAAAUGCAAGGGCAUCAGUGUUUCUAAGUGUACCAAGUGCAAAAUCAGUCUCUGGCAAAGAUAACAAAUUGGGUGCCCCUUCCACACCAAGUUUGAUGAAAAGGCAACGUGGCCGGAUGCAGUCACAGGUGGUGGUUGGAGAUCUGGUCCCAAGGACCAAUUUCGCUCCCAUCCUGAAUUUACUGGACCCAGAAUUCGUGGCUGUUGCUUUUAUUUAUUCUGUGCUGUGUGGAACGCUUAAUUGCAUAAGGAGCCCAAAGAGGCGCUUUUAAAUGGUGAAACCUAGGCGUAAUUAGAAUACAAUAAUUCAUGUAAAUACAAAGUGGCUACCACCGAGUUGAUGCUUUAAGAGCAGGUGGUGAACUCUACUGCCUCAGAAGGAGGUGGGAAGGAAGGGUCAUCAAACUUUUUUAAAGUUGAAAGUAGUUUCUUGUAGGGCAAGGAAUUGAGGGUUAUCAGGUAGAUGGCAAUGUCAAACCUGUACCAAAUAGGUUGGCCGUGAACUUAAUGGUGGAGCAGGCUCGAAUGGUUUGCUUCUGUUCCUAAUUUGCAUGUUCUUUCCAAGGGGGUCCGUUGUAAGAAUAAUUUUGGAUGAGCAACAACCACUAACGUUGCCAGCGACACUCAUGUGCAAGAACCUAUUUUUUAAAAGAAGUUGGUUUCCGAUGUGUCUAUUGUCUUACUGAAAGCUUUGUAAAAUAUUGUAACAUGCUUGUACAAAUCCCUAGUUUGAGAGAAUGUGGGCAGAAUUGUGAUCAAUUUUAUCUUUUAUUUUCAUGAGUCGGAAGGUUUUGUUUCUUUUGAUUUCUCAUGUGAGACCAACGUCCAGGUUAAAUCCAGCUAUCUUGUGUAUGUUUCUUUUUGUAUAAUGACAUUUUUGAACAGAUAAAUAAACAAAUGAAGCCAAAA